This is a messenger RNA of Chrysemys picta bellii (western painted turtle), 1937 nucleotides long. The record is from RefSeq and is a predicted model, not a curated record. NCBI's taxonomy places the organism in Eukaryota, Metazoa, Chordata, Testudines, Emydidae.
AUGACGUCACAUGGGGCAAUGACGUCAUCUGGGAUGCUGGAAGGUCACCAGGAAAUGGGGCUCACCCCCUUUCUCCCCACAGGUGCCCCCUGUCUGAGUUUUGACGUGGUGCCCGACCCGCCAGGCCAAGAACUUGGCCACUUCCCGCUCAGCCUGCGGCUCUGCGCUGGCACCCAGGCUGAGAGCUCCCAGGCCAACAGGCUGCUGGUGAUGAAGAUGCACAAUCUGCACCGCACGGGGGCCGCGGGUGCCGAGAGCAGCGACAGCGACGAGGAGGAGGACGAGGAGGAGAAGAAGCCCGAGCUGGAGCUGGCCAUGAUUCCCCACUACGGGGGCAUCAACCGCGUCCGGGUCACCCAGCUGGGCGGGACACAGGUGGCUGCCAUCUGGUCAGAGAAGGGGCAGGUGGAGAUCUACGACCUGCAGUGCCCCCUGGUAGCCAUCUCGGACCCUCAGGCCAUGGCCACCUUCCUGCGGGAGGAGCAGGCCAAAAUCAAACCCCUCUUCUCCUUUGCCGGACACAUGACCGAGGGCUUUGCCAUGGACUGGUCCCCCAUGGUGCCCGGCCGUCUUGUGACCGGUGACUCAAACAAGAACAUUCACCUGUGGAGCCCCAAGGCGGACGGGACGUGGCACGUGGACCAGCGCCCCUUCACCGCCCACACCGCCUCUGUGGAGGACCUGCAGUGGUCACCGACGGAAGCGACGGUGUUUGCCUCAUGCUCGGCGGACGGGUCCAUCCGGGUGUGGGACGUGCGGGCAGCACCGGGCCGGGCCUGCAUGCUGACGGCCAGCCAGGCCCACGCCAGUGACGUCAACGUCAUCAGCUGGAACCGCCAUGAGCCCUUCCUCCUCAGCGGGGGGGACGACGGAGCCCUGCGCGUCUGGGACCUGCGCCUCUUCCAGACAGGCACGAGCGUGGCGACCUUCAAGCAGCACACGGCGCCCAUCACCUCGGUGGAGUGGCACCCCACGGAUGGGGGGGUGUUCGCGGCCGCGGGUGCGGAUGACCAGGUGACCCAGUGGGACCUGGCGGUGGAGCGGGACCAGGAGGGGGAGAGCGAGGAUGACCCAGCCCUGGCCUCCAUCCCCCCCCAGUUGCUCUUCGUGCACCAGGGAGAGACGGACAUCAAGGAGCUGCACUGGCACCCCCAGUGCCCGGGGAUCCUGAUCACCACCGCCCUGUCCGGCUUCACCGUCUUCCGCACCAUAAGUGUCUGACAGGCAGAGCCUGGCUUGGGGGGAGCCUCCCCCUUGCAGAUGGACCAUUCCAGCUGUCUGCUGCUUCCAUUGCACAGAAUCGGGAGAAAGCUUUGGGUGUGUGGGGGUGGGGAGGGGGGGGGGAGUUGGUCUGCUCCAUGUAGUGGCUGCUACCAUUGCACAGGCAAGAAGGGGAUCCCAAGAUGAGGCAACACAAACUUUUCCCCCUCCUUACUCCAUGCAGUUGGACCGUUCCAGUUAGUGGCUGCUACCAUUGCAAGAAAUGGGGUGGGGAGACAAUGUGCUUCCAUAUUUGGUGUUAUCCACCUCCUCCUUGCAGAUGGACUAUUCCAACUGCUACCAUUGGUCAGAAUUUGGGGGUUGGUGGUGUCUGGACCUGGACCCUUUCAUUCUGCAUGGGAGGGCCGCAUGCCUCCAGAAAAUGCACUGUUCUGCCGUUUGUUUUGGGGAGCUACCAUCUAAUGUGGAGAUGGGGGGGGCUGAUUUCAAGCUAGUUUCCCCCUCAGUUGUACAUGGUUUGGUCUGAAUUUGGUUGCUACUACUUGGCGGGGGGGGUCAUCACCCCCAUUCUAUUGAGAGAAGUGGAUUGCUCCGGAGGCUACCACUGGGGAGCUAGCUCCCAGGGGGUGCACAAAUCCCUGCGGUGGGGGAAUGGGACACAGACCCCCAAAUGCAAAGAGGGGGCAGGGGAAAACUUGCAUCCAUGGGGGGGGGUC